CGUUAAACCUCUCUCGUUUAAGGGCACGAAAGCUUGAAAUCUUAUGAAUUACAGAUAAUUUUUGGUAAUUAUUUGCAUAUGACAACGUAUUACGACGGUGUAUACGGAAAUAUAUGGCCGUUGAAGUCCAUGCCUACACAUCAGUUUAACAUUAAAUGAUGUGACAUCCUCCCGACUUUCGUGGGUAAAAUACAUGAUGACAGAGGACACUGCAUCAUCACAGUGAGUUUGGCCACCAAUGCAGAAAGAUGCAUACCUGGAUUACAGUCGUAUUGUUUGUUGCCACAUCUGUGUGUACUGUGGAAAUGGUUGAAAAUUAUGGGGACAUGUGUCAAAGACUGUGUGCCUGUGAGGAGAAAGAAGGCAUACUGACUGUGAGCUGUGAAAACAGAGGGAUUGUUGAUCUCUCAGAGAUCAGCCCAGUAUUCUUCCCAACCUAUCAUCUAUUGCUCACAGGGAAUCUUUUAAAAAUGCUAUCUGCCAAUGAUUUUGUUGAUUACAAUGGACUCACGAUACUGCACCUGGGCAACAAUGACAUAUCUGAGGUAGAAUCGGGAGCUUUUAAUGGACUUCAGGGAUUAAAGAGAUUGCAUCUCAAUAAUAACAAAAUCGAUGCCUUGAAGGAGGAUUUUUUCAUUGGCCUUGAAAGUCUGGAAUAUCUACAGAUUGACUAUAAUUACAUCACUCACGUGGAGCAGAAUGCCUUCAGCAAGUUGCGUCAUCUGGAGGUUCUGAUUUUAAACGACAACUUAAUUUCAACUCUUCCCACAAACCUCUUUCAGUAUGUCCCUUUGACUCACCUUGAUUUGAGGGGUAAUCAACUGAAAGUGCUCCCUUAUUCAGGCUUGUUGGAACACAUGAACAGUGUAGUGGAGUUACAGCUGGAGGAGAAUCCUUGGAACUGUUCCUGUGAGCUGAUAGCUUUAAAGACCUGGCUGGAGAGCAUAUCUUACACAGCUUUGGUUGGCGAUGUGGUGUGUGAGUUCCCUUUCCGGCUUCAUGGUAGAGAUCUUGAUGAGGUUUCCAAACAGGAGUUAUGCCCCAGGAGAGCUAUUGCUGAGUAUGAGAUGCAACCCCAGCCUCAUCUGAGCACUGAUGCACACCACAGAACCACACCCUCCUCGGUUACGGCCUCGUUCACUCUCUCUGGGAUUGCACGCUCGUCAUCAAGGCCGACCAAGGGUCCUCGUCCGGCGGGCAAAUUAAAGUCCAAACCCACCUCUCGGAUUCCAUCCAACAGACCACAGAACUAUGGUCAGAUAAUAUCCUAUCAGACCAAAUCUCCUGUGCCUUUGGACUGUCCCGCUGCUUGUACAUGCAAUCUCCAAAUUUCAGACCUUGGUCUAAAUGUCAACUGCCAAGAGAGGAAGAUAGAACGCAUCUCGGACUUAAAUCCCAAACCUUACAAUCCCAAAAAGAUGUAUCUUACAGGGAAUUAUAUCCCUGUGGUGCGCAGAUCGGAUUUCAUUGAGGCGACUGGAUUAGAUUUGCUUCACCUUGGCAACAAUCGAAUAGCUCACAUACAUGACAGAGCCUUUGGGGAUCUGACACAUUUGCGAAGGCUGUACUUAAAUGGUAAUCUGAUAGACCGCCUCACAGCGGAGAUGUUGUAUGGGUUAGACAGUCUGCAGUUCUUGUAUUUAGAAUACAAUGUCAUUAGGGAAAUCGCGUCUAACACCUUUCAGCAUGUACCCAAUCUUCAGCUGCUCUUCCUGAACAACAACAUGCUAAAGACCUUACCUGGGGGAAUAUUUAAAGGGUUGACACUGGCACGUCUAAAUCUUCGUAACAACCAUCUCCGUUAUCUGCCUGUCAGUGGUGUGUUGGAUCAGCUUACAACACUGGUGCAAGUCGAUUUGUUUGAGAAUCCCUGGGAUUGCUCCUGUGCCAUUGUGGAGUUAAAGAUGUGGCUGGAGCAGCUUAGCACUGGGACUGUUGUAAACAAUGUCAUCUGUGGCUCUCCGAAGAGGCUGGCCGGGGAGGAUAUGCGGUACAUUAAGUCAGCUAAUUUCUGUCCUAAUAACUCUGAAGUACUUGCUUCUAUGAUCCCUCCCUCUGAAGAAUCGUUCCCUGGCAGCACCAUCUCCAUAGAAACAUCCUUGGAUUACGACACGCAUUUCAACACCGUUCCAUUAUCUUUCCUGAUUCUUGCCCUGCUUCUGCUGUUUAUAGUGUCGGUGUUUGUGGCCGCUGGACUGUUUGUGACCCUAAAAAAAAGACGGCAAAAGUCUCAAAACGAGCAGAAUAACUCAGUGAAUGCAUGCAUUAGCUCGCUCAACAUGGAGUAUGGACUUUACAAGAAGGACUCCAUUCCAAAAGUCAGAACGUCUGCUGGGCAUGUGUAUGAGUACAUCCCACCUCCUACGGAGCACACAUGCAAGAAACCCGUCUACAGCCCAGCAGAAAACAAAUUGGUGGAUGGAUAUAGAGACUUUGAUGAGCUCAAUGGGGCUUUCCUGAAUCACUGCGAUGUGGAGGCUGGCAGCAAUGCAAUAAGCUCCGAUUACAGUGUUAGCACUCCAGAGCCUCUCAACAAGCCCUCUUCCCCCUUACACGAUAAUCAGUAUGACUACAGAGAAGUCUUAAACCAAGACAAACAGUCACCUUACAGCAAUACUCUGCCAUGCAGGCAUGCAGGCCAUUCAUCUAAUCAGUAUACCUCAGACUUUGAUGUUCGGCAUCAAUAUAUGCACCCUGAGAGAAUACAACAAACAAUACUUUAUUGUACAGCACCAAGUACUGUUUAUGUGGAGCCAAACAGGAGUGAGUACUGGGAACUGAAAGCCAAGCUUCAUAUUGAUCCAGACUACCUUGAAGUUCUUGAAAAACGUACAACAUUCACCCAGUUUUGAGUGACUCAACAUUUCUUUCUGCAAAGGGUAAAAAACGAAUGCAGUUGAGCAGGAAUUUUUCACUUACGAUAAGAUGAAACAACCUGAUGGAAUGAGUGCUGUCUGGAUAGUUCAAUACGCUCUGCAUAGCUCAAAUUGCUUGAUUAAAUAUAAUCUGUAACUUGUCUUGCUUUGAGAAGUACUAUUGUAGGUUAUAUAUAACAUACCUAGGCAUCAACAAACUUUCUACAAACUAUGUACAUAUGCAGCUUCAUGCUUGUUGCACCUUUUUAUGAAAUGAGUUACUCAAGUGGUGUCUCAGUUUUUUUUUUGUUUCUAUGAAGAUUCAAGCAAACAAUUCAAAAUUCAUGAGAGUAAUCUACAUAAUAGAGUUUUUUCAGUGAGAUUUUCAGUGUGGUACAGUAUGCUUACUUCAUCAAUGAUUGCCUAUUUUUAUAUACGAGUAUAAAGAUGAAAAUCUUUUCUCUGUUCAUGUUUUUGUUUGCACAAAAUGCACUAUUGACUAUUACAAGUCAACAAUAUGAUGUCACUUUUUUAUCUGUAAAGAAUUAUGUAUGUCACCAAACAUGCAUAAAGCCAUAGCAUCAACAACUGCACACAUUUAGCAAAUGCAUCAUUGGUAGGUAACAUUUAAGGUAUUAUUGCACUAUACGGUGAAAAAUAAAUAGUUAUAGUUUUACAAAAUAAGACAAUCAUCAAACAAUCUUUCUCAGAUUUUUUCCUAAAACAUUGCUGGUACACAACACUGACAAUAUUUACAAUAUUUACAACCAGUUCAAACUGAAACCUGAUUGGACCGCCUAUAAUUACUUGUCCAAUAGAAAUCGGUAUAUAAAACACAUGGUCACUCAAACAUUCUUUUCAUUUUUUUAUGUUCCUAUUACUACAUUUGUACAGCAUUUUUGUCUGCCUUUUAUAAGUGAGCACACAAUUUAGAAACUACACCUAUAUUUUGUACCAGACAUCCAUGUGUGAGUAUUGUAUUACUGUGAAUUGUACCGUUUCAUUGUUAAAUGGACACAUUUACUCUUUUGGUUUUAUCUCUUUACACUGUAUGUUCAAGAAGUCUUCAAAGACACAUGUGUAAAGACGAGUACAGCCAAAGUCCAGUCAAGGAUGGAAAUGGGAAUAGCAUAACUGGUGAGACAGAAAUACACUAUGUUCAGGAGAGACUAACUCCUUAGUUCCAGGUUGUCAUGACAUUUUCCUUGUGAGCCAGUGCUGUAGAUUCUAGUUAGUGUCAGAAGAUGCCCCCUACAGAAAACAGCGCUCAGAAAUAAUGCAGUAUAACACAUUUCUUGGUCAAAAGUGCAAGCAGAAGAAUUGUCUAGUGUAUGCCAGGAUGUCUAAAGCAUAGAGAAUGACCGUUUACAGCUUAAUGCAUCUAAAUGUGAAAUAUGUAUGUGCUUGUCUAUAUGGAUCCCAUUCUUCUUACAUUAUUGACCUCAUUACAGGUUCAAAAUAAACAUGGUGUACUUGGUUCAUGUAUGUAU
Osmerus eperlanus (European smelt) is the source of this 4345-nucleotide messenger RNA. RefSeq names its product SLIT and NTRK-like family, member 5b (gene slitrk5b). The transcript is spliced from 2 exons. NCBI's taxonomy places the organism in Eukaryota, Metazoa, Chordata, Actinopteri, Osmeriformes, Osmeridae. Bases 249 to 2852 code for a protein of 867 amino acids. Gene Ontology annotation, biological process: axonogenesis; positive regulation of synapse assembly; regulation of presynapse assembly. The record is from RefSeq and is a predicted model, not a curated record. Gene Ontology annotation, cellular component: membrane. Gene Ontology annotation, molecular function: protein binding.